AUGGAACAUCUGCAUAGCACAGCAACUCACAGAUGCUUUUUGCUGUCCUGCCACAGCACAAGGUGCGUCAGGCCAGACAGCCACGCACAGGCCCCGGCUCCUGGCUUCUGCCAUCUUUUCUGUCCUGCAACUCCACCCUGGAGCCUCCCACUCCUUCAAAAGCUGCAGGAAGAGGCCUGCAGGCAAGAGAAGGGGACUACAGGAGCGAGCAGUUUAAAAAAUGGAAGGCCGAGGUUUUCCAAUCUAAUUAACAGCAUGACAAGCCAGGACCGGCUGCUGACCCGCAUGGAGCCUUGCACAGCCAGAAACGCAGUGUCCUGCUCUGCUCCUGAGACACUGGGGCUGUCACUACAGCACAGCCCCAGACACUUCCACACGGGCAGACUCUGGCUCUCCAGGCACGGCGGCGCCCUCUCCUCCCCUUCCCAGCUCUCCUGAGGCCUGUGGUUCUGGAAUUCUCUGCUCUGUGCAAGCAUGACUGCGGCCCUCCUCCCGCGUCCAGCCGCACCAGGCCCUGGGAUCCCAGACGGGCUUCCCCUUCACAAGGGGCUCCAAGCAAGCACCUAUGGGGGUGGGGGCAGCAAAGCCGUCUGGCCGAGGUCCCUUCUCUAGCAUGCCUGUCUGUCCGUCUGUCCUUGAGGAGCCUUAAGAGUGCAGGGCGGGACAGGCAGGCACCAGCUGACACAGUACCGGGCAGGGACCAGUGCAGGAGCUCGAGGCAGGGCUGGGUGGGGUGGGGGUGGCCAGAGUCUCCUGGCUGGCAGCAGAUGCGGGUGAGUGGCACAGACUGUCCUUAUGCCCUCCUGGGAGACAGGCAGGAAUCCAUGACCAGGACAGACAGAGUCAGGACUGGGAGAGGCAGAGCAGGUGCCUGAGCUUGGCCAUGCACAGCUUCCAGCAAGGCUGGGUCAUCCACGGCUCCCCGAGGUUCCGCGCCACCGCUCGCCGCACCCCAGCACAGCCGAGAGCUGUGGUUUCUCCUCCCGUGGAGUCCCGCGUGGCUACCCACUCCAGGUCCAGCCCGAGGGCACCGCCCUCUCCAGGCUGCCUUCCCCACACACGCCACACCUCCAGCCCCAGAAGGUUCUGAGGAGGGGAGGAGCUGGGGCCCCCACUCGCCUUCCUGUUGCCAGGAUACAGGCCCAGGAAAAAAUGCCACAGCGCUGGAUUAAUGUCUAGACAGCGUGACCUUUCCCCUGGUUCUCUAGAUAUAAUUGGGACCCAAAUUGUCCGGUGUCAUGAGCUGACAGCAGGGAUGAAGGAGGGGGCUGUUCUCGGUGCCCCAAGGGGACUCUGGGAGAGGGAGAGGGCCGCCCACUACCUGCGUGGGGGCUGCAUGGGGACAAGCCAGGGUCACCCACAAAGGCGCUUUCUGUGGAGCGGACGUCACCUCUUCCAUCAGCGAUGACACAGCUCUGAGAUCUCAGUGUCCUCGCAAUGGCUCCCAUUAACUCCCUGCUGCCCGUCCUGCCAGGCUGGUGCCACGAGACCCUCAGGGCUGGGCCAUGGGACAGGUGCCCAUCCUGCCAGCCUGGUGCCACGAGACCCUCGGGGCUGGGCCAUAGGACAGGUGCCCGUCCUGCCAGCCUGGUGCCAUGAGACCCUUGGGGCUGGGCCAUGCGACAGGUGCCCGUCCUGCCAGGCUGGUGCCACGAGACCCUCGGGGCUGGGCCGUGGGACAGGUGCCUGCCCAGCCCUGCAAACACAUCCAGCAGGCGUCGAGGGCUGCCAGGCACAGAGACUCCUACUGCCAGCAGCGCACAGCGCCAGCUGCGACAGCAACGCCUCUGCCAGGAGACACAAAGGAGACCAGCCCUGACGCUCCUGUCCCAGGGGGGCUGCUGCACACUCAGGCAGAAUGAGGGGUCCUGAGGGGGACCCUCGGCCUACCCACGGCUCCCGGGGCAGGUGACUGGUCUGGUCCUGGUGUUUAUCUCAACCUCGUUGUUCAGAAGCUGCUUUUUAUUAUUUGUGACCAUAAAAGGAUGUAAACAAA
This is a messenger RNA of Cercocebus atys (sooty mangabey), 1996 nucleotides long. RefSeq lists its product as uncharacterized. Lineage: Eukaryota; Metazoa; Chordata; Mammalia; Primates; Cercopithecidae. The record is from RefSeq and is a predicted model, not a curated record.